This is a messenger RNA of Saprolegnia parasitica CBS 223.65, 818 nucleotides long. RefSeq lists its product as hypothetical. Lineage: Eukaryota; Oomycota; Saprolegniomycetes; Saprolegniales; Saprolegniaceae. The transcript has a single exon. The record is from RefSeq and is a predicted model, not a curated record. The coding region runs from base 9 to 773 and encodes 254 amino acids. Gene Ontology annotation, molecular function: DNA binding.
UCGCCGGUAUGGUGGAGGACCCGAUCGUGUUUUGCCCGGCGCUCGACUGCUUUGGCGUCGAGUGGGGCGCCGACGUGCAGCAUGCCUUCUCGUCGGUCGGACCUGCCUCGCCCAAAAUCGACUUGACGAUUUUGGAGCUGCCGAGCCCGCCCAAGCAGCAACAACACCAGCACGAGACGUGCGUCGAGAAGCUCCUGGAAAGCAGCGACGAAGACGAUGGCGACGGCGACGACGAGACAGCGCCUACCAGCGGCACGGGUGUCGAGACACAGACAGGGCGGUGGACCAAGAAGGAGCACGAGCUCUUCCUCGAGGGCCUUGAGCGCUACGGCAAGUCGUGGAAGCACAUCUCCAACCUCGUCGUCACGCGCACGCUGGUUCAAAUUCGAACGCACGCUCAAAAAUACCUCCAAAAGCAGAACAAGGCGUCGCCGCCGGCGUAUCUGACGCCCCGCCCCGCGUAUUUACUGACGCACGCGACGGGACCGCGCUUGUGUCCGUUCCCAGAGAACGACAUUGAUCUGCUUUUGGAAGACGACGACGAGGACGACGACACGACGGACGAUGCGCGGAAGCGACCGGCCGACUUGCAGCCGAUUGCACCACAGUACUUUGUGCCGAGCGUGGCCAAGCGAAGGCGUCUGGACACGCCAAGCGAGCUUGGAAGUUUGAUGCCGCCGAUGCUACUGCGGCCGUUCCCUGCCGGACAGAACCUCGUGCAUCCCAUGUCGGCGCUGCCAGUCGCGCCCUUUGGCUGGCUCCAAGGGGUCUAGUCAUUUCACCCACGUAACUUAGUCUUUUGAACCGAUUUUGAGUCG